UUUUGUGUGCUAGAAACAAAGUUCCAUUUACCAACAAAGUUUGGAUCUUCAUUUGAACUGCGAAGGCAAACAAGUCUACGAAAGCUGCACCCAUCUGGGUUUGUUAGCAACUCACUUUCAAAACUUGUUACCACCCAUUUCGAGGUGAUGGAGCUGCAUAAUAAGGUGUGUUCUUUAUGAUAGACUGUACUUGGUUCGUUUUAAAAGAUUUCAGAUUAGAGGGUUAAGAUAUUGUCUGCUACUUAAGAUGCGGGCAACAGAGAGACAUGGAAGUGUUUCUCACAGAUUUGGUGAACAGCCAGUUGAAGAGCCAGAGUCCUGUGGCUUCCCUCCAAUCCACGAUGUUGUCAUCCAUGGGAGUCAUCUAUCAGCUCAUAACUUUGAACAGUAUGAAUCAUCCUCAGCAACCAGUAAUUACCGUGUUCCAAGUUCUCCAUCUAGUUUAAGUUUCUCAGCGAAUGGAAGUCCGACCUCACAACCAGAUUUUCAGUCUUACCAGUCUAGUGGGUCUCCAGUUAACCAGUCUUGCUAUACAAAUGAUGUCGGUGGCCUGAGCCAUAAGAUAAAGGAAUUCGAAAGUCUUUUGCUUGGAAGUGAGUCGGAUGCCCUUGACAUAUUUGGCAUCAGAAGUCAGGUUAGGCAUAACCAAGUUUGGGCAGAAGAGCAGAAUCGGAAACAAAUGAUGAUGGAGAUGAUCUCCAGGGGUGACUUGAAAGAGGUGCUCUAUGCUUGUGCUAAAGCAUUGGCAGAAAAUGAUAUGUCAACAACUGAAUGGUUGAUGUCAAAUUUACGUCAGAUGGUAUCAGUUUCAGGUGAGCCAAUCCAACGUUUAGGAGCUUACAUGCUGGAAGGUCUUGUUGCAAGGUUGGCCUCCACAGGAGGUUGCAUCUAUGCAUCCUUAAGAUGCAAAGAGCCUGCCAGUAAUGAACUCCUAUCAUACAUGCACAUACUAUAUGAAGUCUGCCCAUACUUCAAGUUUGGGUACGUGUCAGCUAAUGGGGCGAUUGCAGAAGCCAUGAAGGAUGAAAGUAGAGUUCAUAUAAUUGAUUUUCAGAUUGCUCAAGGCAGCCAGUGGAUCACCUUGAUUCAAGCUUUAGCUAGUCGACCUGGAGGGCCCCCACAUAUAAGGCUGACUGGAAUAGACGACUCUACAUCAGCUUAUGCACGGGGAGGGGGACUUGAUCUUGUAGGAAAGAGGUUGUCAAGGCUUGCAGAGUCAUAUAGGGUACCCUUUGAAUUCCAUGCCGCUGGAAUUUGUGCUUCUGAAGUUCAGAUCAAGGACCUUGGAGUUCAAGUGGGUGAGGCACUUGCAGUGAAUUUUGCCUUCAUACUGCACCACAUGCCAGAUGAGAGUGUGAGCAUCCAAAAUCAUAGGGACCGGCUGUUGAGGGUGGUUAAGAGCUUGUCUCCCAAGGUGGUGACUCUUGUUGAGCAAGAGUCAAACACCAACACAGCCCCUUUCUGUCCCCGUUUUGCUGAGGCAUUCAGCUACUAUAGGGCUGUUUUCGAUUCAAUUGAUGCGGCUUUGCCAAGGGAAGACAAAGAACGGAUCAAUGUUGAGCAGCACUGUCUGGCGCGAGAAAUCGUCAACAUUAUAGCUUGUGAAGGAGUUGAAAGAGUAGAACGCACUGAACUUCUCAGUAAGUGGAGGUCACGAUUUAUCAUGGCAGGGUUUUCACCUUACCCACUUAGCACCAUAAUAAAUGCCACUAUCAAGACCCUACUGCAGAGCUAUUCUGAGAAGUACACGCUUGAAGAAAGAGAUGGAGCCUUAUAUCUCGGCUGGAAUAGUCAGGCUCUUGUUGCCUCAUGUGCAUGGAGGUAAGACCAACAGCUAUUUGCUUAUGUUUAUUGGUCUUGGAACCUCUCCCUUAAUAGUCAGUCUUCCGCUUCUAAUUUGAAUUUCUUCCUUCAGUCGGCUUAGAGCAUAAGAUAUCCUUCAUACUGAUAGCAGUAGUAUAUUGUAAGAUUAUGCUUCAUUAGUAAUAAGUACUCAUUAUCCAUAGAGGAUCUGAUUAUUGUUGACCAAAAAUUGAGACUAGUCUUUAACAAAUGCUUGCA
Molecule: messenger RNA, 2061 nt
Organism: Argentina anserina (silverweed cinquefoil)
Lineage: Eukaryota; Viridiplantae; Streptophyta; Magnoliopsida; Rosales; Rosaceae
Product: scarecrow-like protein 21
Exons: 2
Coding region: 248-1825 (525 amino acids)
Biological process (GO): regulation of DNA-templated transcription
Cellular component (GO): nucleus
Molecular function (GO): DNA-binding transcription factor activity; sequence-specific DNA binding
Source: RefSeq, a predicted model, not a curated record